This is a messenger RNA of Apaloderma vittatum (bar-tailed trogon), 1767 nucleotides long. RefSeq names its product tyrosine-protein kinase JAK2-like. The record is from RefSeq and is a predicted model, not a curated record. NCBI's taxonomy places the organism in Eukaryota, Metazoa, Chordata, Aves, Trogoniformes, Trogonidae. Gene Ontology annotation, cellular component: cytosol; membrane. The coding region runs from base 1 to 1656 and encodes 551 amino acids. The transcript has 12 exons. Gene Ontology annotation, biological process: cytokine-mediated signaling pathway; intracellular signal transduction; cell surface receptor signaling pathway via JAK-STAT. Gene Ontology annotation, molecular function: ATP binding; cytokine receptor binding; non-membrane spanning protein tyrosine kinase activity.
AUGCAGAGCAGAUCAUCCACCUGUUUGCAUCUAAGAGAGGUGUUGCCAUGGCUACCCACCAUUGCAAGUGCCAGGCACCUGCGCUCUCUGAAUCCAGAGGCCUGGACGCCUGCAUGUUUGCACAUCCUCGUACAAGAAUAUGUAAAAUUUGGGUCCUUGGACACAUAUUUGAAAAAGAACAAAAACGUUAUCAAUAUCUUGUGGAAGCUGGAGGUAGCCAAACAGUUGGCGUUAGCCAUGCAUUUUCUGGAGGAUAAAGGCCUUGUUCAUGGGAAUGUCUGUGCAAAAAACAUCUUGCUUAUCAGAGAGGAAGACAGGAAGUCUGGAAAUCUUCCGUUUAUAAAACUAAGUGAUCCCGGCAUCAGUAUUACGGUUUUGCCAAGAGAUAUUCUUCUUGAGAGAAUACCAUGGGUUCCACCUGAAUGUAUUGAGAAUCCCAAACAAUUAAGUCUGGCCACAGACAAAUGGAGUUUUGGUACUACUUUGUGGGAAAUAUGCAGUGGAGGAGACAAACCUCUGAGUGCACUGGAUUCUUCAAGAAAACUACAGUUUUAUGAAGAUAGGCACCAGCUUCCUGCACCAAACUGGACAGAACUAGCAAACCUUAUAAACAACUGUAUGGAUUAUGAGCCAGAUUUCAGGCCUUCCUUUAGAGCAAUUAUACGUGACUUGAACAGCUUGUUCACUCCAGAUUAUGAGCUAUUGACAGAAAAUGAUAUGUUGCCAAAUAUGAGAACUGGAGCACUUGGAUUUUCUGGCGCAUUUGAAGAUCGGGAUCCAACACAAUUUGAAGAAAGACAUCUUAAGUUUUUACAGCAACUUGGCAAGGGAAAUUUUGGCAGUGUUGAGAUGUGUCGCUAUGACCCACUACAGGAUAAUACUGGGGAGGUGGUGGCUGUGAAAAAGCUGCAGCAUAGCACAGAAGAGCACCUUAGGGACUUUGAAAGAGAAAUUGAAAUACUGAAAUCUCUGCAGCAUGACAACAUUGUUAAAUACAAAGGAGUAUGCUACAGUGCAGGUCGCAGGAAUCUAAGAUUAAUUAUGGAAUAUUUACCGUAUGGAAGUUUACGAGAUUAUCUGCAGAAACACAAGGAGAGGCUGGACCACAAGAAACUUUUGCUGUAUGCAUCUCAGAUAUGCAAGGGCAUGGAGUAUCUGGGUACAAAAAGAUAUGUUCACCGGGAUUUAGCAACAAGAAAUAUCUUAGUGGAGAACGAGAACAGAGUUAAAAUUGGAGAUUUUGGAUUGACAAAAGUCUUGCCACAAGACAAAGAAUACUACAAAGUCAAAGAGCCUGGUGAAAGCCCUAUAUUUUGGUAUGCACCAGAGUCUCUGACAGAAAGUAAAUUUUCUGUGGCCUCAGAUGUGUGGAGCUUUGGUGUGGUCUUGUAUGAGCUCUUCACGUACAUUGACAAGAGCAAAAGCCCACCAGCUGAAUUCAUGCGCAUGAUUGGCAAUGACAAACAAGGGCAGAUGAUUGUAUUUCAUUUGAUAGAGCUUUUGAAGAAUAAUGGACGACUACCAAGACCAGAUGGAUGCCCUGAUGAGAUUUAUACUAUCAUGAGAGAAUGCUGGAACAAUAAUGUUACUCAGCGCCCCACCUUUAAGGAUCUUGCUCAGCGAGUGGAUCAUAUAAGGGACAACAUGGGUGGAUGAGAAAACUCCCUCCUUCUGAGGAUGUGUUGGAAUCCAGAAAAAAUGUCCUUGGUCUGCUGUGUUUAAUUGACAUACGUACGCAUGUGCAUCUUACCUUUGCUGGAAGUAAAA